ACUACACGUGCCUGGACAGGGCGCUGCGCGACCACGAGGCGCUGCAGCGCCUCCGGGCCGAGGUGGCCGCGCAGCAGGCCCUGCAGCGGCUGCGCACCACGGAGGGCGAGGCUGCCCCGGCGCGCUUCGAGGACGGAGGGGGUCGCUGCCGUCUGCGCCGUCGCCGAGAGGAGGGAUAA
Molecule: messenger RNA, 179 nt
Organism: Prorocentrum cordatum
Lineage: Eukaryota; Dinophyceae; Prorocentrales; Prorocentraceae
Source: the annotation of a GenBank genome assembly